This is a messenger RNA of Aureococcus anophagefferens, 1525 nucleotides long. RefSeq names its product expressed protein. NCBI's taxonomy places the organism in Eukaryota, Pelagophyceae, Pelagomonadales, Pelagomonadaceae. The transcript has a single exon. The record is from RefSeq and is a predicted model, not a curated record. The annotation marks the transcript as partial.
UUAGCCGUCGCCGGAGGCACAAUGAGAUUGCGCAUUCGACUAAUCGUCGCCCUCGGGUUGGCCGCCGUCGCGACCUACCUCGCGAAUCUCGCCUUCACUAUCAUCGCCCAGAAGGAGCGAGCGAUCCAGGACCUCCACGAGCGGCUUCACAAAGCGGAGGCGCGCCUCCCGGGGGGAUACGACCCGAGGUCGAACGCGCGCCGCGACGCCCCGGCCGACGACGACGACGACGACAGCGACGACGACGACGACGACGACGACGGCGCGGUCGCGGCGCCGGCCGCUCCCCCGAAGCGCGCGGCGGCCGCGGGAGGCUGGACCCGGCUGACCGACUCGACGAGCGGCGAUCCCUACUGGUGGAACCGCGCGACGAACGAGGUGACCUGGGACGAGCCGACCGCCGCGGCGGACGAGCCGCGGCACGCUCCGCCCCCGUGGCCGCGGCCCGCCGCCGCGCGGCGCGCGCCGGAGCCCGCGCGGACGCUCCUCAUGACCUACGCCGUGGACCAAAACUACAUGAAGGCCGUCUUCAAGGCCUUCAUCGACACCGCGCGCCUCGAGGCCCGGUACGAGGGCCACUUGGCGGUCUUCGUGCACCCGGACUGCGUCGCGUUCCGGGACCCGCGGACGUUUCCGUGGCUCGCCGCGCGCCGCGUCGAGCUCGUCCGGGUCGCGUCGUGCGCGGGCACGUCCGGGCCGACGUACUGCGACCGGCACCCGGCCUGGGGCGGCGGCGCCUCGCCGAGGCCGUCGCUCAUGCGCUACGCGCACUACGCGCAGUACCUCGCGAACCACGCGGGCGAAUUCGACGUCGUGCUCUGGUCCGACUUCCGCGACGCGGUCUUCCAGCGCAACCCCUUCGAGGACUGGGUCGACGACAGCAUGGGGAAGGACCUCGUCUUCUUCGCGGAGCACCCGGGGAAGCCCAUCACGGCCGCCGGCCACACGCGGAGCUGGGUCCAGGGCUGCUUCGGCACGGAGCUCCUCGACCGCAUCGGGCCCCUCGACGACGCGAAGCCGGGCACGCCCGCGCUCUGCUCGUCGAACACCAUGGGCACCUACGGCGCCAUCACCAAAUUCCUCGCGAUGUACCUGGCGCAGGUGACGGCCGCGGCGGCGCGCGACUUCCCGGCGUGCGUGGAGACGGGCGGCAUCGACCAGGGGCACCACAACUACAUCGUCUACGCUACGCUCGCCACGGCCGGGGACCUCGCACAGAUCGCCGCGACCGCGCCGCUCUCCAAGCCCGCCGUCGCGGGCACCUUCGUGAUCACGCCCUACGACCGCGGCCCCGUCUACACCGCCGGCCGCGUCGGGAGCCACUUCCUCUCGGACCUCAAGCGCGACGCCGACGGCUACGUGCUCCGGUCCGACGGGAAGCGCGCCGCGCUCCUGCACCAGUACGACCGCUGCGUCGAGCUCCUGCCCUUCUACGCCAACCUACAGACGCGACUCAACGCCGCGGAGGUGGCGAGGGGCGGCGUCGGCGCCGACGCGUAGAGGUGCAUAACUCUUCGUGGCGGCG